AUGUCCCCUGUCAUGCUAAUGGACGCCUACCGUGAUGAACGCCCCGAGAUCCGCAUCGCCUACAGGACGGACGGUCACCUGCUGAAUCAACGACGAAUGCACUUCCAGUCGCGCGUAUCCACAACCAGCUUUCACGAACUUCUCUUCGCCGACGACUGCGCCCUGAACACCACCUCGGAAGAGGAGAUGCAACGCAGCAUGGACCUAUUCUCCGCCGCCUGCGAGAACUUCGGUCUGGUCAUUAACACGCAGAAGACGGUGGUGAUGCACCAACCGCCACCCAACUCAGCCACAGCCCCCAACGCGUCGCCGCAAAUCAGCGUGAACGGAACCCAACUGCAAGUGGUGGAGAACUUCCCGUACGUGGGCAGUGCCCUCUUCCGUAGCACUAACAUCAAUGACCAAGUCGCUAGCAGGAUCUCGAAUGCCAGUCACGCCUUCGGUCGCCUCCAAAGCUCAGUUUGGAAUCGUCACGGUCUCCAACUGAGCACGAAGCUGAAGAUGUACAAGGCCGUCAUCCUGCCGACACUGCUGUAUGGAGCGGAGACUUAAACGGUGUACGCAAGGCAGGCACGUCGACCGAACCACUUCCACCUCAGUUGUCUCCGUCGCAUCCUGAGGCUAAACUGGCAGGAUCGCAUCCCCGACACUGAUGUGCUGGAAAGAACGGGAAUCCUCAGCAUCUGCACCAUGCUGAGACAAAUGCAGCUGCGCUGGAGCGGCCACCUGGUGCGCAUGGACGACGAGCGACUACCCAAACGACUCUUCUACGGAGACGUCGCGACGGGUUCUCGCCGUCAAGGAGGCCAAAUUCGCCGUUACAAGGAUACCAUGAAGUCCUUCUGAAGUGACUGCAAAUCAAGCUGACCAACUGGGAAGAGCUCGUCCGCGAUCGCCCGAUCUGGAGGAGAGCAGUGAAGACGGGCGAUGCUAUCUAUGAAGCAAACCGCAUCGCUGCCGCCAAAGUGAAACGCGACGCCCGCAAAUAACAACUUCGUCCAGUACGCAACGCCGCCGCACAACCGCCUCCAACGUGUCCUCGAUGCCAACAGACAUUCCGGGCAGGAAUUGGACUUAUUUGACACCUUCGGAUCAACUGCACCUCCCGGGCCGCACCAAUUGUCGUCCCUCCGCUCGACUCUUACUCUUCCUCUCCACCGCCAAGUAACUCUGAUAAUUCUUCUGAACCACCACUUCCACCACCAUCAUCCUCCUCCUCCUCCUUCUCCACCACCACCAUUACCUGAACUGCCCCACCGACGAACGCUCUGUCGGCUGUCACGCACAUCAACACAACACACAUCGCUGACAUAACAGCAGACACCACCCCUACUGCCUCCGACUCCAGAGGUGAGGAUCAGGACUACACCUGCCCUCACUGCGACCGCACUUUCACCUCACGCAUUGGCCUGGUCGGUCACUUGCGAAUCCAUCGCACAGAGACUGACGAACCAGUGCCUGGAGCACCGACCUAUACCCACCACGUUCCGCUCCAUUGCCCACACUGUCCUCGCACUUUCAAGCAUCGCACGGGCCUAUUCGGCCAAAUACGCAUCCACAAGAGCGGAAUUGACUGCAGUCCUGACACACCCAGCACGUCCACCACAUCCACCAUGCCCAACCCCACCCUCGCUUCAUCGCCCGCGCCCAUCACCACCAUCCCCACCACCGCCUCCUCUGUAGCUGACACCGACACCGCCGACUUCUCAUGCCCACACUGUCCACGCACAUUCACCUCGCACAUCGGCCUGGCCAGUCACUUGCGGAUCCAUCGCACAGAGACUGUCGAACCAGUGCCUGGAGCAUCCAUCUACACCCAACGCACUCGCCUCCACUACCCAUAUUGUCUUCGCACUUUCACGCAUCGCAUGGGCCUAUUCGGCAACAUGCGCAUCCACGACGACCUGCGGUAG
This is a messenger RNA of Spirometra erinaceieuropaei, 1913 nucleotides long. The record is from the annotation of a GenBank genome assembly. Lineage: Eukaryota; Metazoa; Platyhelminthes; Cestoda; Diphyllobothriidea; Diphyllobothriidae.